AUGGCAAUCUCCGGCAAGCAAAAGUGCCCUGGCGACUUCUUAGGGGUGAGCAAAAGGGGGGAUAAGCAGUACCAGAAACCAAAACUGAACAACCUUUGUGGUACGUCCUUGCCUAAAAGUAUCCGGUCUGAAGCCAACAAACUCAACAUCCUUUUCAACGGGAAACUUGGCGGCUCUGGCUUUGAGCUGCACUACAAUGUGUGUGACCUGGCGUCGGGGGACCAAGGGACCAUCCAGGAGCUUAACUACGCUCCCAACACCUUCUGUGAAUGGUGGCUCACUGCACCCGCUGGCUGCAAAAUCAUCCUCGAGUUCGUUUCUUUUGAUGUGGGUGUGGCUGGGGGUUCCAGUUCCCCAAAGUGCCCUGGGGAUUAUUUGGGGUUGAGUAGACGCGGGGACCAACUUUAUAAGAAGCCCAUGGCACGCCCUCUAUGUGGGACUUCAUUGCCCAGAAAAAUCAGAUCGGUUGCCAACAAACUCAACAUCCUUCUUAACGACAGAGACGGCGGCAAUGGUUUCCAGCUGAAGUACAAUUCUUUUAUUCUCCAUGAAUGA
This is a messenger RNA of Hyalella azteca, 555 nucleotides long. RefSeq names its product cubilin. Bases 1 to 555 code for a protein of 184 amino acids. Lineage: Eukaryota; Metazoa; Arthropoda; Malacostraca; Amphipoda; Hyalellidae. The transcript has 3 exons. The record is from RefSeq and is a predicted model, not a curated record.